GCAUUCGCCGACUAUUCACACGUCUUUUUUUUCUCCGUUGUUUUCUGUCAUUUCAACCGUAAUUUUGUGAUGAUUAUUUUUUUAUUUUAGUGGAUAAAAUGUUCAGUGACUGUUGGGUGACAAACAAAUUUAAAUAAAAUUCAAGAAAAGUUUACAUUGCGCUGCAAAGAAAUCAUAACCGUAAGGAAUGGAGGAGGACUCGGAGUGGGCCAUUCAAGUACUGAAGUGAUAGACACUGAAAGAAGGAAGAAAGAAAGAUACAGCUGUUAGUUCCUGCCGCCGUCUGUGAUGCUCAAGUGAUAGCUUUGUGAUACAUGUUUACUUUGACACGCCCCUAGAGUAUAAUCAAAAUGGACACCCUCCACGUGACGGCACACAGUAAGGGCUCCAGCCGCAGCCAGUCGCCAUCCACGGCGGAGGUGCCCCGCGACCCCGUGGUCACCGAUGACGUCAUCAGGUCGCGGGUGCAGUCACCCUCCGCUGUCCAUGUGGAGCCAUCAUCAUCCUCGUCGUCUCGUCACGGCGAGCGCACCCCCCACCACGUCAAGUCACACUCACGCGACCUUGGCGUCAGCCCGCUCUCUAACACCACGCCUAACAGAGACUUAGAAGACUCGCCACAGAAGAAGCCAAUACUGACGGGGCUGAUCGCGGCCGGUAGCGACUAUGCGGGCGCUGUGUUCAGCCCGAAUGUCUCCUACGCCCUGUCUGACGAAUACGCCUCGCCAGCUUAUAGAUCUCAGGAUGGCGACUACUCGAAUCAAGACGACACAGAUGGCGCUGCCAACGUGACGUCAUCGAAGGCGCUAGCGGCCAUCGCGCACCUGAACAGCAAAGUUGAACGGACGAAGGAGUUGAUACGACUAGAACAGACUAUUAGGGAUGAUAAUGUGAACGAGUACUUGAAACUCGCAGCGAACGCAGACAAGCAACAGUUGCAGCGGAUCAAAGCAGUCUUCGAGAAGAAGAACCAGAAGAGCGCGCUGUGCAUCGCACAAUUACAGAAGAAGUUGGAGGGAUACAACAAGAGAAUCAAGAACUGGGAGCAACACGGGACGAGCGGGCAGGCCCACAGACAACCUAAAGACGUCCUACGAGAUAUGGGGCAGGGGCUCAAGAACGUGGGCGGCAACAUCCGCGACGGCAUCACGGGGCUGGGCGGCAGCGUGAUGGCGGCGCCGCGGGAGUUUGCGCACCUCUUCUCACGGUCCAACCGGUUCGGCUCCGCUGACAACAUCUCGCAGUUAGCCGCGAACGCGUCGUCGGAAGGGAGCCGCGCAUCCGAAGCAGGCGAAGCGGCCGCGCCACGUGGGUCGACGCUUCCGCGGGCAGCUACUUCGCCCGCUCCGAAGUUUUCACCCGACGCUUCGCCUAGCUCGUCGAUUACCAGCGAAGGUGCUCCGUAUCCCACCCAACCCAACUCAAACAACAUGUCGGAAGCAGCGUUCUCGAUCAAGCCCAUACUAAACGAGCUGCGCGAACGCAAGGAGGAUUACGAGAGACUUGCGGAGAAAAUUGAUACGUUAAAGAACUUAUCACAAGAGGUCUCGUUCCUAUCAGCCGCUUUGCAGGAGGAACGGUUCAAGACAGAACGACUGGAAGAACAAAUCAACGAUCUCACUGAAUUGCAUCAAAACGAGGUAGAAAAUUUAAAGCAAGCGUUAACAGAUGUGGAGGAGAAAGUUCAGUAUCAGAGUGAAGAAAGGAUACGAGACAUACACGAGGCCUUAGACCUGUGUCAGACUAAAAUAAGCAAGCUGGAGCAGUGGGCGGUGGGCGGCGGCGGGGGGGGCGCGGGCGCGGGCCCCGGCGAGCCCGGCCCCGCGGGGCUGCCGCCGCGCCUGCUGCUCGUGAAGCUGCUCAACGUGGCGCUCACGCUGCUGCAGCUGGCGCUGCUGCUCGUGGCCACCGUCGCCGGCGUCGCCAUGCCCUUCCUACGGACACGAGUCAGAGUCCUAACGACAUCGCUAGCGGUAAUGCUCGGAGUAAUGGUGCUCAAACAAUGGCCUGAAGUCACACAGCUGUCAGAACACCUCGUCAGACGGUUGAAGGAGUAUCUACUAGACAAACACCACGACAGGUCAUAUGAGUGCAGGUCAUUAUGUGGUUGAUGAUUGGCCAUUUUAACUUCAAGGUUACAGUUAACCUGGGUUAGUCUACCCUACCCGAUCGGCUGGAGCGUGAUAUUGCAAUUUUGUCCCCCGAUGUAUCCCUUACAUUGUUAAAGGUAGUUGACAUUUUUUUUUUAUUUAUUUUCUUUGAAGAAAAUACGGAGAACUGUAAUAAAGUGGUUAAAAACUAUAUUUUAAUAUAAAAAAGAUUGUGAAAAAAAAAAUGGGAAAAAGUAAUAAGCAAAAAUAAUGCUUUUCUGUACUGAAAUACUCAUUUGAUCAUUUCUAAUGUUCACAAUAAAAUAAAACUUGAAAUGACAAAAUCGUUCUUAAAUGAAUUCUGAAUUUUUUUUUUCCUAUUUAUUACAUUUAAGAAGUAUACCUUUGAUCCCAGUUGUCUAUUCGCUACAGACGGAUCUUUAAACAUGUAUCAGUGAUACAUUAAGUUAUAAUUAACUUUUACAAAUGUGAAGAUGAGUAUAAACCAGCGGGCUGGGUUACUUGAACACAUUACAUUUCCUUGAACGGUCACGAGUAAUAAUUUUGUAUACACUUUGAAGCCAUGUCACAUUAACUUUCUUGACAAAUUAAACCGUAAGUCUCAUUAUAAUGUCAGAUAUGAUAGUACGGCAGGGUUCUAAAGUGGGUACAUGUUAUUGCUCAUGACUACACUUUAUUGUAUGUUUACGAUACCUUAGUUAUUUAUCGCAUAGAGGUAAUUUAAGUAUGUUAUAUUUUAUAUAACGAUGCAAACGCGAUAUAAUGAAUGGCCGGACAAAUGUGUGAAGUAUCGUGUGGUGACCGGUGAACUGAACUAAACAUGGAUGCAGUCUCUUCCCUUUGUUCCCUAGGUAUUACUAGUCGAGUCAUAGGAGAUUUUUCUUUCCCAACUAUUAUUCUCUAUGGCACUACCAUUCUCAUUGGCUAAUAACACCCAUCAUACUCGCCAAUUGGGUCGUGUACGGUCACGAGCAUUAAUAUGUAUACACUUUGGUACCAUGUCACAUUAACUUUUUUGACAAAUUGAACUGUAAGUCUCACUAAAUGUCAAAUAUGUUAAUGCGACAGAGUCCUAAAGUGGGUACAUUAUAUCGCUCAUGACUGUACUAGGUUCAAGAUAAAUUAUGAAAUUCUGAUUACUAAAUAAAGACAGAUCUAGAACUAAAGAAAAUUAUUUUCUUUUUUCUAUUUAACUUAUUUUUUAAUUUUAAGCAAGAAAAACGUAAUAAUAAGUCCGACAUUUUAUCACGUUUUUCUAUGACGCCACACUGUGCUAUUUCAUACAAAUUCCAUAGUAAUUUUGAGUUUUGACGUUUAGUAAAAAGUAACUGAUUUGACUAGUUGGAAACUAGCCUAUUGUUGACGCCAAAACUCACUCAAAACAAAACACAAUCACAGUAGCAAAAUAAUUUAUACAUAAACACGUUGUUGAUUUUAUGUCGCUAUUUGUCAGUGCUUAGCCACUUACGCAGUAUCGUAAAUAAGUUGACGAAAGUACGUGCCGAUUUGUACCUUUACAUGACGGCGAUAAAUGCUAUGGCUUUUUUUAGGGUGGCAUAUGAAUGCUUAUUUUAUUGAUGGUAUGAUUUUGAACUCCCGCCCCCCGCGGUACGAUUUUCGUUGCGUCAUUUUUGAGCCGCUUCCAUCAUGGUAUAAGAAGGCCAGGUAUGCUCAAUCCUAUAACAACCCGCCAUUGCUAGCCCUUGAUGACUUAAGUGUUACCAUUAAAUUGGUAUCUCCAACAUUCCAAGGACGUAAACUUUAUUAUUGAAAAUUAAGUGAAUUACUGACUAAUGUAUUUAAUUACUAUUAUUUGUGACGUAUAUAAAAACGUUAAAACUGUACGAAAAUCUUUUAAUAAACAUAAAUUUUUCUUUGUAUAACUUUGAACGUGGGUAAUUUAUUGUUUUCAAAAUGGCAACGUGCGGGAUGACGUCAGCUGGGCUAACCUUGAAAUAAUAGCUGUCAGUUUUGAGCAUACAUCAUUUCCUUUUUUUUUGGAAUUUUUUGGCCUAGUUGCAUAGGCCAUACCUUAUUUCCUUAUACCAUGGCUUCCAUGUUUGUUUCCGUUCCACGGUGGCAGGCACCGUUAUGUACCUCAGUUCCAAGGCUGACAGACGCUAGGCACAUCUCGAAUUAAAGAUAAAAAAAGUUAGAUAGAGAACUGAUGCUUCGUUUAGGUGACGGUUUACGGUGAAGUGGUUAUGUUUAAAUAUUUUAUUGUAUUCCUUCUUAAUUUUUUUUCUAACGUCAAACUGAAACCGACAAAAAAUUCAUAAUAAAUUUUGUAAAAUGUAUUUUUUGCGAGGUCACAUAUUCACAGAUUAAGUAAAAUAAGCUAUAUCAAUUUUAAAUAAAUUAUAUCCCGUUUUUAACUUCCAAAUAAAAAUAAUUAUUUACUUUUCAAACAUACCAAUGUGUUUAUGUGACUAUCUAAACUGAUUUUGAUAAUUUUAUGGCAACGUGAAAAUUCUUUUUGUGAUAUUGAUAUUAAACGAGACAAAAUGAGAUUGUAUUACCAUCACAAUAUUUAUAAUAUUGUUUAUCUGAUAUAUUUUUUUUACGUUAUUUUAGUAAUAGAGUAAUGCUUUGAAAUUUUUGCGUCGAAUAAUCGAUUUUUUUUAGCUAUUCGAUUCGAUUUCCAGACACAACAGCUAAAUAAUGUGGUUUGGAUUUUCAAAAAUGUCAAUAUAAAUAAACGUCACAAUAAAUUAAAUUCUUAUUUGGUAGAAAUCAUAAUUACAUUUAAAAAGAUACAAAUAAUUAUCAUAAUCUAUAUUUGAAUAUUUCAAAGGUAUUCCAUCCGAUUAUUCGACGCUACUGAGAGAGCAUGAAUGAUUAUUUAAUUAUGUUUUAAAAGAGUCACUGGUGUUCCAACAUCAUUGUUGUCAAUUUUAAAGUUAGCGAGGCGAUGGAGGGAAUGUAACGACUUUAUUAUUAUUAUUAAUUAAUUAUUUAGCUAAAUUGAUGCCAUGUUGACGGGAUUUUAAUAACAUUUAUACGUUAAGUAGCUUUUGCCCGCGGCUUCGUUCGCGUUAAAUUCUGGGUAACACGGAUUCCCUUUCCUAAUGUACAAAAAUUUUGCUUCCUACUUUGAAAACUGCGAAAAGUCCGAUGUUAAGUUCACCCCCUCAUCGAAGAGGUUGAGAGCAGUUUUGCACAGAAAAUAAUGUACGAUUUUUUUUAGUCACAAAUAUUCUGCAUACCAGUUUUUAGCUUUCUACCUUGAAAAUUGCGGAAUGCUCCAUACGAACUUCCACUCCCCAUUUUAAGGAAGUGGGGGGUUAGAAAGAGAACUAUCCUUCAACUAUCUCAAAUAGCAAUAUUGCUUUUUUAGAUAAAUUGCUUUGAUGUAGGCCUUUUCAACCCCCGAAGAGAUUGUGUUGUUGAGAUAAACAUUUUCGUAUUACACCAUAAAUGCGUGAGACUGAAAAAAAAUAAAAAUAUGUAUAAAUGUUAUCAAAACCAUGUCCUAUCGGCAAAACUAUCUAGGAAAAUCUUUUCUAAAAUAAUAAACCUAAUAUUUAUAAAGAUAACAUUCCAAAUUUCUUACUGAACGUAGACGAAUAUAGCUUGGUGAUUUAACUAGAAACUUAUGAUUUUUAUAAUAAGUAUUUUUUUGUAUAAAGUCCCCAGAAAUUAAUUGUAUCUAGUACGUUUUUUAAAUUAUUCUCUCCUGCUUACUUAACUACAUUUAAAAAUAGGUAAUUAGCAUUGACUACUAUUUGUUUCUGUUUACAUCUUUCCCAAUUUCUAUUGGAUUACCAGCGGUCCUAAACUAGUUUCAACCACAUAAAUAAAUAGUUCAAUAAGGGAUUCUCCAGGCUACAUUCCUUAAAAACAAUAUAGAUGACGCUGUAAAGAUUUUCCUUCGUUUAACAUUCUAAUUUCAUGGAUCAACAGACAUAUGCAUCUUUUAUCUUUGUUUUUGGAUAUCAAUGAUGACACUUUUUAUUACACCCAGCCACAAUUACAUCUUCCACCCGUUAUUAUUCUGAUCUAAAUUAAGAGAAGCAAUAUAGGUAGCAAGAGCAAAAUUCUAUACAUAAUGUGAUCCAAAUAUCAAGCGACAAUUAUUUUCAUAUAUGCAUAUGUGAUUACAUUGUAUUUUUCAUUAAUUAUGUACCCGAGUAAUGAGAUAAUAGGGAAUUGUCACGAUAAAUAUCUAUUACAAACGUAGCCUGGAAAGUCCUUUAUUGUUGGGUAAGAUAAUAAGUGAGGGACCUCGAUCUGGAGGUAGGCGUUUUGAAAUUCCAAGUAAUCCAUCACGCAGCAUUAUUGAGCGUAAGUAUACUACUAAAAGGGAACAUCUGAUCUAGCUAUAGGUACGGUCACGAGUACUAAUAUGUAUACACUUUGAAACCAUGUCACAUUAACUUUUUUGACAAAUUAAACCGUAAGUCUCAUUCGAUGUCAAAUAUGAUAGUGCGACAGGGUUCUAAAGUGGGUACAUGAUAUUUCGCAUGACUGUACAUAAGUUUUCUUCUUGUUAACUCACCAAGCACUAAAUAAUCCCUUAAAAACUAGAUCUUUAAAGUACCCACUUACCAUCCAUAUUGUUAAUGUAAAAAAAAAACUAUUGCUAAAACAACGCUUUUUGUGAAAAGUAGUUAUUGUUAUUGUAAAUAUAUUUUUUUACAUCACCAUGUAAAUGUUAUUUUUCAUAUCAUUUCGUAAGACAUUUUAAAAUUGUUAUUUGGAGUUUGUCAUAUGUCGGACUUGUUAUUUUGUAUAGAUUAAAAAAGGGUUUUAAAAAGCUCGUACACGUUUAAGACAUCUCAGAGUUACUUAGUCAAUGAUCAAUUCAUUAAAAAAAGCAAUAUUGCUAUGUGGCAUUUGCUGAUUUACUUUUAUAUGCGCCAAUGUCAAAUAGCAAUAUUGCUUUUCAGAUUAAUUUCUCCAAUGUGGCCUCUUUAGACCCUCCUGCUCCAAAUAUUGUUUACAGUCAUGAGUCAUGUACUCACUUUAGAACUCUGUCGCAUUUACAUAUUUGACAUUUAGUGAGGCUUUCAGUUCAAUUUGUCAAAAAAGUUUAUGUGACACGGUACCAAGUUGUAUACAUGAUGCUCGUGACCGCAUGUCCUGUAGACACAAAUUUAUAAGACAUUUACAGGAUAAACUUAUUCUAAGGUGGGCAAAGGCGGCCUACCAUAUAUUAUAAGUUAUACCUGUCACUUUCUAAUCUGCCGAAAAGGAAAGGAACGGGAAUCGACAGGUAUAACUUAAAAUGAGAUUGGGAGGUGUCUGCAGGAAUCAAAGAUAUUAAGCUGAAUGUUGUAAAAUAAUAUAUCUAGCGAAAAUAAGGGUUUUUUUUUCCAGAAAAAGUAAUAUGGGAAAUAACAAGUCCAAUAUAUAACAACUCGUUAUAUCCUUGCCUGAUUCGUCCUAAGGAUCUAUUCUAAGAGAACGCAUAGUAUUAAACGAAUGUGUAGAUUUACGUUGAUGCUCUCAUGUCAAAUGUAACACAGUUUUGUAUUUGGUUGCCGGCUAUGGAAUAAAAUCAUCAUAAUUUUA
Messenger RNA from Pectinophora gossypiella (pink bollworm), 7625 nucleotides. It is a transcript of the gene Dmtn, whose product is annotated as transmembrane and coiled-coil domains protein 2. The transcript is spliced from 17 exons. Gene Ontology annotation, cellular component: endomembrane system. Lineage: Eukaryota; Metazoa; Arthropoda; Insecta; Lepidoptera; Gelechiidae. The record is from RefSeq and is a predicted model, not a curated record. The coding region runs from base 351 to 2111 and encodes 586 amino acids.